Kalmanozyma brasiliensis GHG001 is the source of this 435-nucleotide messenger RNA. RefSeq lists its product as uncharacterized. The record is from RefSeq and is a predicted model, not a curated record. NCBI's taxonomy places the organism in Eukaryota, Fungi, Basidiomycota, Ustilaginomycetes, Ustilaginales. Bases 1 to 435 code for a protein of 144 amino acids. The transcript has a single exon.
AUGGGCAAAUCAAGCAAGUUCUACAAGAAGCCCUCGCUCAAGGAGAAGCAAGCGGUGCAGGGCAAGGUGCGAUCUUCAACCUCGUCAUCAGCUAGUGCAUCAGCUUCCAGUGCGCCAGUGUUCAAGCAGGUCGCAGUCAAGAAGGCAGCUUUGACCGGUAAAGCGCUCGAAAAGCGCCAAGUACUAGAACAAAAGUCACGGCAAAAGGAAGAGGCCACUCGCGCAGCCAAACCUGUCUUCCGUCAAGCUGGGGCAUCAGCAACCACAAGUCGCGCAUCCAUUGCACAAGAGGAGGACGAAGAAGACGAAGGCAUGGAGGAGGAAGACGAUGAUCUGAUCAAAAGGCGCCCGCGCAACCGGCAGAGGAAGGAUUGGGGUCCCAUGCCCAAGGAGAUGGGCAUCGACUACCUCAAACAAUGGGAUUCUCGCUCGUGA